Molecule: messenger RNA, 1084 nt
Organism: Asparagus officinalis (garden asparagus)
Lineage: Eukaryota; Viridiplantae; Streptophyta; Magnoliopsida; Asparagales; Asparagaceae
Exons: 7
Coding region: 38-1084 (348 amino acids)
Source: RefSeq, a predicted model, not a curated record
AGUGUGUAAUACUUAAAUUCCUUUUCAUAGCAGGAAAAUGAAAACUCAAGAAGUCACUUCCAAAAGCAAAAAGGCACAAUUUCUAGCACCCAGGUCAUUAAUUAGGAAGCGACUUCAAGCAAUUGCAGAAAAUUCAUUAAGAAGGGAACAACUCCGUACUUGUCAUGACAUGAACUUGAAUAUUCAAAAUCCAACACAAGAUCAAAAUAUGGAUGCAAAUUUUAGCGCUGAUUCAGAAAACUUUGAAGAGGAGAAUUUUGCACAAAAUCGCAGGAGAAGUGCAAAUACUAACAAUGAAGAGAAUGAUGAUUCUGCAGAAUCAGAUAAUCAUCGAGUGCAAAGUGAUGAUGCAAUACUAAAUGAAUCUCGACAAGAAGCUGAUAAUUCUCAUAAGAAGAAAAAUCCACCUCGUGGUAAUAAUAAGUGUCUAAAGUUGAAUAAUUUGUCACAUGGGGAGAAAAAGAUCAUUACUUUUUAUCAGAAUAGAGCUAUUGAACCAGAAUUUUCACGAUAUCUUGGAAUUAUUAUUCGAGAUAGAAAUAUUUGCCCAGUAGCUGUUGAGAAUUGGGCCAAAAUACCACAACAAAAUAAAGAUCAUAUGUGGGCAUCCAUUAAGGAUAAAUUUGAUGCUGAUGACAUGGAGCAAAAGAGAGAGUCAGUAAUGAGAUACUUGCGCGAUUUGUGGAAUAAGUGGCGUGGUGACAUGCACAGGAAAUAUGUGAAAGAAAAUUCAUUGCAAGUUGCACUUAGAAAUAAACCUACAGAAGUGAGUGUUGAUGACUGGGAUUGGCUAGUUAAGGAACAUUAUUUUUCUUCAAAAUUCCAGAAAGCAAGCCAACAAAAUACACUUAACAGAGGCAAAAGAAAGAUGCUCCACCACACGGGCAGCAAAUCCUUUAGACAAAUUGCGUGGGAAUUGGAUGGCAAGUCAGGAAAUCCACCUGAUGUGGUAAAAAUGUUUCAUGAAACUCGAAAGAAAGCUAAUGAAACACUAGAAAAUGGGGAUCAAGAUAAAUAUUUGAGAAAAUCUGGGGGAAGCAAUCUCAUGGUCACAUCACUGUAUUUGGUGGCGGGACUACUUUGA